Dentiscutata heterogama is the source of this 213-nucleotide messenger RNA. The record is from the annotation of a GenBank genome assembly. NCBI's taxonomy places the organism in Eukaryota, Fungi, Glomeromycota, Glomeromycetes, Diversisporales, Gigasporaceae.
GCUGAACUAGAGCUUCUAUUGGGUGUUUCGCGUCUCCUCUGGUGCUUCAGAAUAGAAAAUGCAUCACCGUUAGGUAGAGACGGUAAACCAGUACCGAUUGACAUGGAAAAAAUACGGUUUGGUAUGACUAGUUGGCCCGAAAUAUUUCAUGUUAAAUUUGUAAAAAGGCAUGAUAAUGUUGAAAAAGUUUUGUUCAAAUCAAAUAGUAUAUAA